Messenger RNA from Contarinia nasturtii (swede midge), 2142 nucleotides. RefSeq names its product atlastin-like. The record is from RefSeq and is a predicted model, not a curated record. Gene Ontology annotation, molecular function: GTPase activity; GTP binding. The coding region runs from base 24 to 2114 and encodes 696 amino acids. NCBI's taxonomy places the organism in Eukaryota, Metazoa, Arthropoda, Insecta, Diptera, Cecidomyiidae. The transcript has 8 exons.
AUUCAGUUCACGGUUUAAUCACAAUGAUCGCAAUAUACAUUUUACCAUUUCUCCUUGGUACUUUAUGUCAUGGAGUGUGCGCAAAUGAAUCGAAUUCACCGAGAGCCGUUCAAUUUGUGAGCCCUGUUAAUCAUACAUUUCAAUUGGAAUUGAAUGAAUUAAAAUCAAUUUUGGAAAAUGAAAAUAUUAAAAAUCAUCACGUUGUUGUUGUGUCCGUUGCUGGUGCAUUUCGUCAAGGAAAAAGUUUUUUGCUCAAUUUUUUCAUCAAAUAUUUGGACGCUCAGUAUAAAAAACACGAUGUAACCGAUUUUCUGGGAGAAAAUGACAUCAACACCCGAUUAAAUGGGUUCAAAUAUCGCAGCGGUAGAAAACCAGAAACAAUUGGAAUUUGGAUUUGGUCUGAGGUUUUUACGCAUGAAUAUUCAAAUGGCGAAAAGGUGGCGAUCAUUUUAAUCGAUACACAAGGAAUUUUUGAUAGCAAAAGCAGCAUACAUGAUUGUACAGUUAUUUUUGCGUUGAGUACGCUUCUAUCAUCGGUUCAAUGUUACAAUUUAAUGCAAAACAUUAAAGAAGAUGAUUUACAAUAUUUGGACCUGUUUUCACAGUAUGGCCGUCUUUUGGUGGAACAAAAUACAAAUGAAAAACCAUUCCAAAAGCUAAUCUUCAUCAUACGAGACUGGCCAUACGCUUUUGAAACGAAUUAUGGAUGGGAUGAUCAUAAGGUCAUUGUCAACGAAACUCUUAAUCCAGAUGAAGACCAAACACAAGAUAUGCAUCAAUUAAGAUCGCGCAUUCGAAGUAGUUUUGAAGAAAUCAACGCCUUUUUAAUGCCACAUCCUGGAUUGAUUGUUGCACAAGGAUCCGGUUUUACGGGUAGUUUAGAACAGAUUUCAGCCGAUUUCAAGCAGUACGUGAAAUUAUUGGUGGCCGGUAUUUUUGCGCCUGAAAAGUUGCAAGUGAAAAAGAUCAACGGACAAAUAUUGAGAGCACGAGAUUUGAUACAAUAUUUACAAGCAUACACGAAUGUGUUUAAUGGUGACACAUUACCCGCACCAACGACCGUUUUUAGGGCUACAGCAGAAACAAGCAAUCAAAUUCUGUACACAGACUGUUUGAAUAACUAUAUGGACGCCGUGCAGAAAUCAAUUAUCGAAGUUAAAUUAUAUUUUAGUGAAAGUGAAUUCUUUCAAAUCCAUUCCACCGCAAAGAAUACAGCUAUUUCACAGUUUUUGAGUAAACCAAAACUUGGUGGCCAGGAAUUUGCGACUUCUUUCCGAAAUAAACUUGAAAAUUCCAUAGAAGAGAAAUUCAUUUCAUUUAAAUCCGAAAAUGAACGAAAACGACUCGAUUUUAUUCAAAAAGCAAAUUUGUAUAAUGAUAAAGUUGGUCGUGAAGCAUUUAACUCAGCCAAGCAAAAGGCGCAUAACGAGAUUCUUGCAUCAAAUUUGGAGAAUUUUAAUUUACACAAUGUCUGUUCAACAGUAAAAUGGGCUGCUUUGGCGGAGUUUGAUGAAAAGAAAUUGGGAAAUGCAGACAUCGCUGUCAGUUUUCGUGAAAAACUGUUGCGAGACUUGGAAAACUUCGAAUCGGACCUAUUUAAAACGCUCGAAGCGUUCAAACAGAGUCAAAAUCACUAUAGCAGUUCAAUGCAACGAUCUCUUGACCAAGUCGAAUACCUCGAACACGGUAAUCUUUGGCAACAACAUCAACGGGUGAAGAAUGAAGCCAAUGCACAGUUUCUGGGAAAAUCAAUCGAUGGCGAAAUUAAGGUUACGAUUCAGCAAAAACUUGAUAAAUUCAUCGAAGAAAAGUUUCCCUCAUUUGACGAACAGAAUAAAACAAAGCGUCGAAAUUUUAUGAAAGUUGAGACUGAACUGGUUAGAGCUGAAGUAGUUGCUUUUCGCUGGCCCGUGGCGGUUGCACGUUGUCCCAGUGGUUCAAGACUAGUUGGUGGCGGGGGAAAUUGCAGAAGUAUUACACCCGUGGGUUGGGUAUUUGUAGCCGGAAAUUUUCCAGCAAAUGACUACGAAUGGAUUGUACGGUGCGAUACUCCAGAGAGGCAAAAUGUCAUGGGCGAAAGCUGGGCUAUUUGUGUGAAAAAUGAACGUUUUUAAAAAUAGAAUAAAUUUGAUGGAAUAAGAA